CUUAAAGUGGUGGGUUUUCUUUAUUAUUGUUAUCUUUAAACUUUGAAAAAUAUUCCAAUUGGGUAUUUUUAUUUUGGGGCGUUUACCCUGAUGGCACCAUUGAGAGGGUUGAAGAAGAGGAGAAAGGUGGAGAAGAAAGGUGAAGAUGAGGAGGAGGUUAUAGCUGCAAGGGAUGGCUCUACUGAUUGGUGGGCUUUAUUGUCCAAAAGGGUUUCUGGUAGCGUUUCGCCCUCAAAGGGCAUGGACAACUUCCAAUCUAUGUUCAAGAUGUCAAGAACCACAUUUGAGUACAUAUGCACACUGGUGAAGGACCAGAUGAUGCCAAAGUCUGCAACUCAUCAUCUCCUCUUCACAAAUGGGAAGCCAAUGUCCUUACACGAACAAGUCGCUCUGGCCGUGCGAAGGCUGUGCUCGGGCAAUUCCUUGAUAGUGGUCGGGGAAUCGUUCGGCGCGCACCACUCCACCGUGUCUCAGGUGACGUGGCGCUUCGUGGAGGCCGUAGAGGAAGCCGGGGCCCACCAUCUCCGGUGGCCUUCCUCGAACCCGGAGAUGGACCGGGUGAAAUCGAAGUUCGAGCAAAUCCGAGGACUUCCGAACUGUUGCGGCGCGAUCGACACCACACACGUCACGAUGUUGGUGUCGUCGACCGAGCGGACUGCUGACGUCUGGGUCGACGAGAUGGGGAACCACAGUAUGGUCCUCCAGGCGAUCGUGGACCCCGAAAUGAGAUUCCGCGAUAUCGUGACCGGUUUGCCGGGGAAGAUGGACAACGCGUCGGUGCUACAAACGUCGGUGUUCUUCAAACUCUGCAAGAAGGGCAAGAGGUUGAACGGGAAGAAGGUGAAGCUUUUCGGAGAAGCGGAAGUGGGGGAAUAUAUAGUCGGGGAUUCGGGCUUCCCCCUUUGCCCGUGGGUAAUGACUCCGUACCACGGGCAAGAGCUUUCGGGACCCAAAGCCGAGUUCAACAAGAAACUUUACGCAACUCGGGUUGUUGCCCGGAGAGCGCUCGCGAGGCUGAAAGGUGUGUGGAAAAUGAUUCAAGGGAACAUGUGGAGACCAGACAAACACAAGUUGCCAAGGUUUAUACUUGUUUGCUGCAUUCUCCAUAACAUCAUCAUUGACAUGGAAGAUGAGGUUUUGGAUGAUGAGAUGCCUCUUCCCCGCCAUCACGACCGCGGGUAUCCGAAACAGGUUUCGGAACCCGUCGACGAAGCCAGUUCCGUCAUGAGGGAUCAUAUGUCCGCAUAUUUGUAUGGAAAGAAGUUGCAUUCUUGAAUUGGCAAGAAGAAGAAUCAUGAGCAGCAUUUGCCAAGAUGUCCU
Messenger RNA from Cuscuta campestris, 1320 nucleotides. The record is from the annotation of a GenBank genome assembly. Lineage: Eukaryota; Viridiplantae; Streptophyta; Magnoliopsida; Solanales; Convolvulaceae.